AUGUUCGACCUCAUCUCUUCCCCGCACAAGAGGCCCAGACGAAGCAUAGCACCAGCCAAAUAUACCUCUUCUGACUCUGGAUACCCUGUCUCAAGCCGCGUAUCUGGUCACAAGUUGCGUGUUCAACCAACAAACCCGAUUUCACGAGGCGGCGAUAAGACAGAUCUCCUUGUUUCCGUCUGUAUCCCAAAGCCAGGCCAAAAGGAAAGGCGAAACUUUAACCCUAACGGACGAAGAGAGCUACGCGAUUUCCUCAUCAAAGGCCAGCAUCUUAAGGCCGAGCUGAAGAAUUCCGACGAAUCCCUCUCCAUCAAUGACCUCCAAGCCUCUGGCAGCAACUGGGGCCGCCGCCAGCUGUUAGCCUGUCGGGUUAUCGUCACGCCGACCGCACACAAUGUGCUCCCCGCAUACGCGGAAUACACGCAAUGUGAUGAACGCUCCAAACUCCAAGAAAUACAGGAAAUCAAGGACUUUCUUGACGGACCUGAUCCAGCCUUGAUGCACCACAGCACUCACUUCCUGAUUUCCGAGUAUGGCUUUUCUCUUGGUGAGACGUGGGCUGCGUUGGCAUCCGUCAAGCGUUAUCCUCGUCCUCGUGUAAUUUCCAGCAAUCAAGGAACGCCAGAGGUAAAAAGAGUUCGGCGAAAUACAGCCCUUGAAGGAUACAUCAGCUCGGCCGGUUUCCAGAUUUCAUCCAGCGAUCCUGAAGAGCGCAAUAGUCCGUCAGCUGGCAGCGACGGAUCUGGCGGUCCUAGUUACACCGAACCAGAACCGAGCCCAGGGCUUCCCGCCGAAAACAGCACCGUUCAUCUCAUCGCACGGGUGUUCAACCACUUGCUAUACUACACGCAACCUCCAAAGUCGUCGCCUGUGGUUGACUUCCGUCAUAACCCUCAGCGCAUGAACUCUGAGAUGCGAGGAUUGAAGAAACAAUUUGUUGCCAUUGACGACGGCGGAUUGAGCCUGAAGCUCGACGAGGGUCCGGUUGCGGUUGCACUGCUCGAGGCCAAAAGACGUCUGGUUGUUGAUAAUGGUAGGCCUAAAAUCUCGGAUGAAUGUCUGGCGCAGAUGACUUGCGAGGCUAUUCUGGCCAGAGACAGACCUAACCUAGAACGACUGAAAGGCGAAAGAACGAUUAUCAUAAAUGCCACAAGCCACUACGUGUGCUUUUUGGAAUUUCAUCUGACAAAGACGUACAUCGAUGAUUUGAACCUCGGACAGAUUCCAUCUGAGCCACUUAAGGUUGUGGCAACCCACUGGUUUGAUCUAAGCGAUACCAAGGGAAGAAGGGGCGUGUUGGACAACAUCCGCGGCUUGGUAGGAAUGGCCCUGGAUCAUCAGCUGUGA
Molecule: messenger RNA, 1347 nt
Organism: Fusarium subglutinans
Lineage: Eukaryota; Fungi; Ascomycota; Sordariomycetes; Hypocreales; Nectriaceae
Exons: 5
Coding region: 1-1347 (448 amino acids)
Source: RefSeq, a predicted model, not a curated record